CAUCAGCUGAGAGAGAAAGAGAGAGAGAGAGAGGUAUGGCGGAGGUGGACAAAGACGGAGGAUCAGCGGCAGCAGCAGGUGGCGGUGGAAAAGCACCGACGGUGAAAUCGAUCUUCGUUUAUCCGAUCAAAUCAUGCAGGGGCAUUUCUGUUUCACAAGCACUCCUUUGUUCUACCGGGUUUGUGUGGGAUCGCCAGUGGGUGGUUGUGAACUCGAAAGGCAGAGGGUGCACCCAAAGAGUUGAACCAAAGCUUGCUCUGAUUCAAGUUGAGCUACCCAUCGAGGCUUUUUCUCAGGGUUGGGUGCCCAAAAACACUUCUUACUUGGUGGUACGUGCUCCUGGGAUGGCUGAGCUCAUGGUCCCAUUGACUAAACCAUCCUUACAGUCUGAUGGGGUCUCGGUCUGGGAGUGGUCAGGCACGGCCUUGGAUGAGGGAGACAAAGCUGCGAAAUGGUUCACUGAUUUUCUUGGAAAACCUAGCCGCUUAGUCCGCUUUAACGAAGAUUCAGAGACUAGACCCGUUGACCCUCUCUAUGCUCCUGGAUUUAAUGUGAAAUUUACAGAUGCUUUUCCAGUCCAUUUAAUCUCCCAGGCUUCCUUAGAUGCUGUGAAUGAACAACUAAAGGAACCUGUCAACAUAAACCGGUUUAGGCCCAACAUUUUUGUCGAUGGUUGUGAACCAUUUGCCGAGGAUCUAUGGAAACAGAUCAAAAUUAACGAGUUGACUUUUCAAGGCGUCAUGCUUUGCCCCCGUUGUAAGGUACCCACAAUCAAUCAAGAGGAUGCGAUGCAAGGGAGUGAACCAACUGAAACCAUGAUGAAGUUUCGAUCAGCCAAAGCCUUGGAAGUGAAUGCUACAAAAACAAAAUACAAGGGACGGGUUUACCUUGGACAAAUGCUCGUGUGUGAGGAUAAAGAUAGCAGUUGGAGGAAGGUUAUCAAUGUUGGAGACAUUAUUCAUGUUGAAAAGAUACUCCCGUCAUAUGCAGAUGUUGCCGUUUGAUCCUUUAAUAGCUAUAAGUAUGCUAAUAAUCAGUUUGUUGUCGACGCCAUCAAACUUCGACAUCAUGACAACCCUUGUAAUAAGGCCGUAGUCUCUAAUUUCUUGUUGGAUAAUUGAGCUUUAUUAAAAAUGCAAAAUUUGUGUUUGUGUUGA
This is a messenger RNA of Cynara cardunculus var. scolymus (artichoke), 1157 nucleotides long. RefSeq names its product mitochondrial amidoxime reducing component 2-like. The transcript is spliced from 8 exons. NCBI's taxonomy places the organism in Eukaryota, Viridiplantae, Streptophyta, Magnoliopsida, Asterales, Asteraceae. Gene Ontology annotation, molecular function: pyridoxal phosphate binding; catalytic activity; molybdenum ion binding. Bases 36 to 1004 code for a protein of 322 amino acids. The record is from RefSeq and is a predicted model, not a curated record.